Molecule: messenger RNA, 1236 nt
Organism: Phytophthora infestans T30-4
Lineage: Eukaryota; Oomycota; Peronosporomycetes; Peronosporales; Peronosporaceae
Exons: 2
Coding region: 1-1236 (411 amino acids)
Source: RefSeq, a predicted model, not a curated record
AUGGUCUUCACUGAUCCUUUCGCGGCCGAGCGUUCAGACUCAACGUCGUCUGCGUCUGCAGGUUCGGUUGGGGUAGCGAUGGAUCCGUCCGUGAGCAAACGAUACACGAGUCCGUUUCCGCCGUUGCAGUUGUCCCCGACGACCACUAUGGAGCUCGAAGGGCUAGCACAGAAACUGGUGGCUUGCAAUAUCGGCGCGUAUGAGAGCUUUUUGAUUGACAACCAUGGCAAAGUGGACGAAGACAAGUGGAAGUUCAUCUCGGCCAAGGAUGACUUGAAAGCGUAUGCGGAACAGCCUCGUAUUGUGGAGUCACCGCACCCGUAUCAACAGGAAACACCCGUGGCAGAUCUACCGGUUGUCAUGAUCACUGGAACAGUGGUCGGUGACUUGGAUGAUGUCAUGUACGGCGUUGUAUGUCCGACGACGGAGCAGAUGCGGGUCAAAACGUCCUACGUUCAUGACGACAUUCCCAAGAGCUGCGUGCUUGCGUCACUGUCCCCUCCGACGCCGGAAAAUCCGUUCAACGCCACCUCCAUCAAGUGGGUGGAAUUGAAUGUACCACUUGCAGUGCGUCCUGUCGUAAAGAAUCGUGAUUUCGUCUACAUGGAGACGACAGGUAUCGAACGCCUUCGAAACGGAGAGCGUGUGGGAUAUCACAUCGUACAUUCCACUACGAACGUCACGGAUGUGUACAUCAAAGGGUUUUUCAACCCGGCGGGAGGCAUCAUGCGUACCAUAGUCAUUCGAUCAGCAGCACGGAUUCUACUAUCGGUGGCAAAGGACGUCUACUGUAGCCACAUGAAGAAGAUCGUGUGGGCCUUACGACAACGAUACAGUGGCGAGACGUCAUCUUCAAGUUCGGAAUGUACUGAGAGCUCAUCAAGUGGCUCUUUGGACGACAAAUGCUGCUCGGGCUGUGGGAAAAAGCAAUCGGUGUUUGUCCAGGCUGCAAGUAAGACGAAUCAUGGCGCCAAGAUCUUGCAGAAGAAGAGACAUUGCAAAAUUUGCACACGUUAUAUGUGUUUGGACUGCAGAAGACAGCACCAACUCUCUUUCCUUCUCCCCGAUCUGCGUCUCAAGCAGCAUCUUGUCACGGUGUGUAGGAACUGUGAAAUUGAAGCCAUCUCGGAAAGUGCCAUGGCGAUUGCGCGGGACGAGGUGCUACAGGGCAACCAGAUGCAGCGCUGGGAUAUCGGUGAGGUGUUCAAUUCGACUAUGUGCCUCCAGAGCGAGUAG